Drosophila innubila is the source of this 2888-nucleotide messenger RNA. RefSeq names its product protein disconnected. The transcript is spliced from 2 exons. The coding region runs from base 78 to 1805 and encodes 575 amino acids. The record is from RefSeq and is a predicted model, not a curated record. Gene Ontology annotation, cellular component: nucleus. NCBI's taxonomy places the organism in Eukaryota, Metazoa, Arthropoda, Insecta, Diptera, Drosophilidae. Gene Ontology annotation, biological process: regulation of DNA-templated transcription.
AACUACAACAACAAACACGCUGCUGCUUAGCGCAACAACAACAAUAAAUUCAUCGACCAAAAAGGAACUGUUUAACAAUGGAGCACAUUAUGAAUCCAUUCAUGCCACCCGCUUAUCUGUUGGGACACCCGCAUCAUCCACAACAUCCACAGCAUCCACAUUCGCAUCCACACUCGCAUCCGCAUUCGCAUUCGCACUCGCACAUGGGCGCCAAAUCGCCGGCUAGUUCGCCGGGCGCAGCGGGUGCGAGUGGAGCGGUAAAUGGAGCUGGUGGCAGCAACAGCAGCUCCAGUUCGAAUUCUAGCUCGAAGCCAAAACGCUGGGGAUCGCCGCCCAUAAAUCUGGCCGGACAGUUCAUCAAUCCGGCGACGGGAAAGAAGCGCGUUCAAUGCUCCAUUUGCUUCAAGACGUUCUGCGAUAAAGGCGCUCUCAAGAUACAUUUCUCGGCGGUGCACUUGCGCGAGAUGCACAAGUGUACGGUCGACGGUUGCAACAUGGUGUUCAGCUCGCGACGCUCCCGGAAUCGCCACAGUGCGAAUCCGAAUCCAAAGCUACACUCGCCGCAUAUUCGCCGCAAGAUUUCGCCGCACGACGGACGCACCGCUCAACAGUUUCCCGUUUUUCCGGCGGCCGCUGCAGCGGCAGCCGCAUUUCCCGGUUUGUUGCCGCCACCGCAUCCACACCAUCCACACCAUCCACAUCAUGCACACCAUCCGGCUGUGGGCUACAAUCCGGCGGCAGCGGCGGCUCAUGUUAUGUUUGGUGGACAGACCGGAUUGCAUAAUCUUGGCCUGCUCACGAGCCGGGCGCAGCAGGAGCGUCUCUUUGCGGAUGCGGAUGUGGAAGGGGAUGCGGAUGCGGAAGCGGAUGCGGACGCGGAUGAUGAUGGCGUCUAUGUUUAUGUGGAUAUGCAUGCAAAUAGCUCCAGUCCGGCUAGUCAGGACUGUCACAGCGAUGCGGAUGCGGAUGCGGAUACUGAAGCGGAUGCGGAUGCGGAGGCGGAGCUGCAUUGCAGCCUAAGCCUCGCCAGCAACAGUCUGACGAGCUGCGACGACGAGGAGCGCACGGAGCAACCGCUCGACUUUUCGCUGCACAAACGUCGCGAAGCGGAAAUGGAACGUGAACCCGAACCCGAACCCGAACCGGAGUCAGUGCGCAUCAAACGCUCGCCAAGUCCGUGCGGCUUCUCCAUGGAGCGUCUGCUCGGCAAACGUCGUCGUCAGAAUAGCAAUGCCUCCAGCUGCCAGGAACUGACCUCGAUUAAAAUGGAACUCGACUUGGACAGCGGCGACAGUCGAGACAAGGAUGCUGAGCAACAGCAUCCACAGCAACCACAUCAUCAUCUGCAACUCGCACAUGACCUGACGACGCCACAAAACCGUAAACACCUGCCGAGCAGCGUUUCACCUGCCUUCCCCUCUCACUCGCACUCGCACUCCGCUUCGCCCUCCCACGCAAUGAGUCCCGGCUCGGUUAACCUCAUGACCAGCGCCCCAUCCUCGCCAGCUCUGCUCUUUGGCCUCGAUCUGGAGGAGCAACAUCAUUUGCGGUUGCUGCAAACACAAAUGUUUGCGGCCGCUGCGGCUGCUGCCGCUCAAUCCUCAGCCACGCCCACCGCCUCUGCCUCCGCCUCCGCCUCCGCCGCUGCCGCAGCAGUUGCUCCAUGGAAUCUGCUCUCCGAGGUCUAUCGCACCAUGUUGCUAAGCAGCGGAAAUCUGAAGGCGCCGACGCCAGCGACAACAGCGACAGCGCAGUCGGCGCAAUACAGCGAAAUGCCGCCCACAAAUGCCGCCAUCUCUGUCUAAAAAAAUGGCGGCAAUCCUCUCCAGCAACAGUCGGACAUCCAACUAAUUAGAAAAAUUAAUUCAAAUAAAAUAAUCCUUUUUUUUUGUGGGUAAAAUGCCAUGAAAUGGCUGCUAGAAGAGUGCAGAACGAACGAAUGAAAGAAAGAGCAAGAAAAUAUAUUGCAAGCUGAUCUUGAAACUGAUCUUGAUGAUUAUUAUUAUUAUUAUUAUUAAUAUUAUUAUAAUACUGGAGGCAGCUCCGAUUACUAGCUUUUCUACUCGUACUUGUGUUAUAUAUAUUCGAUUUUUUUUUAUAUACAUACAUAUAUACAAUGAAUCUAAUAUUAAAAAAAAAUAAUUAUUCUAUUUUAACAAUUUUUUUUUUUGAGUUAAAUUUAAAGCUAAGUUAAUGCGACAUCUAAGUGUAUAGUAUUCAAUCCGUUCCUCAGUGCAAGCAGUUGCAAGCAGUGCGAUCCACAAAUGAGUCUGUGUGUUUGUGUGUGUGUGUGCAUGUGUGUGUGAUUGUAAAUGAUUCCCAUUGUACCCCCUACCCUUGAGUCAUUGUGGUUCCACUGUGCGGCGUACAACGAAGUAUUCAGUUAUUAGAAACGAAUAAAACAAGCAACUAAAACUAAAACUAAAACUUAAAUAAUAAUUAAUGAAUUAAUAAUUAAUGCAACAAAAUAAUUAAACAAUAAAUAUAUAUUAUGUAAUGUUUAAGUGCAACAGCAAUUUUUUUUCAUAGCCAAUAACUAUUUGUAUUUGUAACUAACUUCAUAUAAGUAUAAAAUAUAACAAAAUAUAAAAAAAAAUACGACAAAAAAAAACAUAUCUUGUGUGUUUCCCCUCCUUGUAUGUACCCCUAAUCCUUGUUUCCGCCCUCUUUUCCUCCCCUUUAGGCUUAAGAUACUAAAGAAAUCUUAAAAAUGAAAGAAAAAAAAAAAAAACAAAAUCAUAGACGUGUCUGUGCAUGUUUAGUAGAAAUGUUAUUGCUCUAUCUCUCUAUCAUGAAGAAAACGAAAUUUGCUCCUUAAGAGAUUAAUUGUGUAUUUAAUAAUGAUUUCUUAUUUUAUUUGAACAAUAAAACAGAAAAUUGAAAACAAU